Messenger RNA from Miscanthus lutarioriparius, 1212 nucleotides. The record is from the annotation of a GenBank genome assembly. Lineage: Eukaryota; Viridiplantae; Streptophyta; Magnoliopsida; Poales; Poaceae.
AUGAGACGAUCACCAUCACCUUCAUCAUCUUCAUCGUCAUCAUCCAGAUCCAUUUUUGGGACCGGAACUCCUGAUGACACCAUGGAGAGGAGCAGAUCCACCCCUUCCAGCAGAACACCGGAGAGCUCGAGGCUGCCGCCGCGCAGCCCGCUCGGCGUCGACGAGGAGUACGACAGCGCCUUCAAGUCCAAGUCUUUCCUCGACCUGUGGUCGCACGCGCAUCGCCACCUCAUGCACACCUUCACCUCCGCCUCCUUCAAGCUCUCAUCUUCGUCCAAGUCCGGCGGCGUCAAGGACGACAACGAGCCCGACGCGGCGUCGGCCGCCGCCGCCGCCUUGGAGCAGUCGUGCUCGUACACCGUCCUCGACGACUUCGUGCUGGAGCCCAGCCCGGAGGAGGCCUGCGAGGCGUGCUCCUCGCUCCUCGCCGCCAUCGGCGCGGCGCGGCGCCACCAGCUGACGCUCCGCCACCUGCUCCACCGGCUGGAGGAGGACAACGACGGCGGCGGCAGCGGCAGCGACCCCGCCGCUGGAAGGGACGCGGUCGCGGCGCACGUCCGCCUCGACAACCCGCUGUCGCCGGGCCGGCUCGCGGGGUUCCACGAGGUGCACGGGCGGUGCGGCCCGCUCGCGGCGCGCCUGGCGUCGGCGCAGCGCCGGCUGCGGCGGCUGGCCCGGGCGAUGCGCGUGGCGCGGGGCACGGCCGCGGCGGCGCUCGUGGCGGCGUGCGCGGCCGCCGUCGUGGCCGCGGUGGUGUUCGCCGCGCACGCGGUGGUGGGCGUCGGGGCCGCGGCCGCCGCUGUGGGAGCCGGCCCGGCCACCGCCGUGCGGCAGUGGGCCGCCGAGCGGGUGAGUCCGCGGCACUACGCGCGCGCAGGCGCCGCGGUGGACGCGGCGGCGCGCGGCGCCUACAUCGUGGGGCGGGACCUGGACACGGUGAGCCGCAUGGUGCGCCGCGCGCACGACGAGCUGGAGCACGGCCGCGACGUGGCGCGCAUCGCGGUGCGGGGCCGCGGCGAGCGCCCACUGAUGCAGGAGGUGGCGAGGGAGGAGGCGGAGUGCGAGGAGGACCUCAGGGCUCAGCUGGAGGAGCUGGAGGAGCACGUCUGCCUCUGCCUCAUCACCAUCAACCGGAGCAGGAGGAUGGUGGCGCACGAGAUGACGCAAGGCCUGCCGUCGUUGGAGGCGACGCCGCCGCCGUCCCAAGAUUAG